Messenger RNA from Manis javanica (Malayan pangolin), 2536 nucleotides. NCBI's taxonomy places the organism in Eukaryota, Metazoa, Chordata, Mammalia, Pholidota, Manidae. The record is from RefSeq and is a predicted model, not a curated record.
CAUUGGGCCUGGUGCAGGUGCCUGUUGGGUAAGCAGAGGGUGAGCGUUUCCCACACCACCCAAAAAGAUCAGUGGGCCCUGCCCCAAGCUUCCUAAAUCUGGACUUGAGCUUCUUGCAGCAGAGAAAUAAGAUAGGAGGCAAGCCUGGUCCCAGCUCUGCCUUGUUGCCUCUCCACAUGCUCAUGGCCUCUCCUAGCCUGGUGCUAAGCAGGUUCAUGAGUCUGGACCUGGUGGGAGAUUAACUCUUAGCAUGGGGGCACUUCAGGUCUGGGAAAGGAGAGGGAUUAGAGGCCCAAGGUAACCAACAGGAAGGGGCAGCUGCCAUCCCUGACAGAUCCCCUCUCCUGGGAGCUCAUGAUAAGAGUUAGUCAGGAGCCCUAGCUGGAAAAGCAUCCGGGAAGGGGGCCUAGGCAUGCCUGGCCUGUGGCAAGCCCCGGCUUCAACCAGCAGCCUCCAGCUUCCCUGGCUUCACCUCCCAGCCUCUCCCUGACACACAUGCACUGAACACUUCUGGCACCAAGUCCGCCCACUGUAGACUCUGGCUGCAGCUAGUGUGGGAGCCUGGGGGUACUGGGAGCAAAGUCUCAGAUGAAGGAAAAGCAGCAGCUCCAGGCAUAUGGUGCCACCUAGCUUUCCCAAAGGUCAGCAGGGUACUGGGAGCUAGGGUACCAUGAGCAGAGCAGCCAGAUGUUACCCAGGCUGAUAACGGAAGGCUUUAAGCAUUCUGUCUGCUUCCCCACACACAAGCCCCUUUGGCCCUCCACAACUCCCAAGUGGGAAUGGUGGGCAUUAGCCCCACUUGGCAGGUGAGAAAACAGAUCCGGAGAUGCAGUGAGACGCUCAGCAUCACAGUGUGGGACCAUCAGGACUGAAGUGUAGGGUUCUUUGCCUGGUAUGUGUUUCCAAAAACAAGGCCCAGCUUACAUUUAGAGAGUUCAGGUGUCCCUAGUCUGGCCAGGAGCAGUGAAAGCAGAGAAGAUCCCUCUGCCCUGUGCAGCAGGGUCUGCACACAGGAGCUGGUUGAUCUGCCUUUAGCUGCGUCAGCCAUAUCACAGCAUCUGCCCAGAUCUUUGCUUACAAGCCAGGCAGAUAAUUCCUCUAUCUGCUCAGACCAGAGACUCCCAGCUAGGAUGGCUAUAAGGGGCGAGGCAUUUGAGGGCCACAGUGAACUAGCCAAGUUCUCGUGCCCAGCCUCGGCUGCCAUCUGCAGUCACCUGGGCCCUAGCCAUGUGGCUGCCCCUGCUGCUGGGAGCCAUGCUUGGGGCCACGCUGUGCCUGCUGGGAGAGUGCGGAGCCUUGGUCCUCAUCCCCUGCCGCACCUUAGGCUUCAGGUGGCCUCUGGCCCUGAGACUGGCCAGCUGCCUGAGCCCCUCAGCAGAGGACCUACGGCGGGUGGCCUCCCCCCUCCUCCACACCACACUGCUGGCUACCACCAAUCCCCAGUGUCCAACGGGCAACCAACUGAGUGGAAACAUUGGGGAAACAGGAGUACAGCUGGGCCACCAGGAACAUGGUGUAGGGUGUUCACCUGCAAGGACUGUGGGCAGUUAGGGGAUUUGGGGAAAGAGCAGCGCUCAGACCCUCCCAGGAAGGAGACCAUUAGAGCCUCGCACAGGGCUUUUUGGCCUGACAAGUAAUACUGCUGUAGGGCCUGUGCCAUGGCUGACUCAGGAUGAUGUCCGUCGGGUGCUGAAUGCGAACACACUGGGACCUCUCAGGGUCACCCUUGCCCUGCUACAGGCCCAGGGUCACCUGGCGGCCAGUGAUGGGGUCUACUGUGUGUCCAAGUUUAGCCUGGAGACCUUCUCUGACAGUCUGAGGUGGGGUGUGGCUCCUUUAGCGGUGUAAGUCUCCACAGUGGAGCCUGGCUUCUUCCAAACACAGCAAACCUGAAGUUUGGGAGACGCCCUGCAGGCCUGGGCACAGCUCCCUCCAGCCAUACAGGGCCACUGUGGGGAGGCUUUCCUCACCAGGUGGAGUAGCUGGGCCCACACAGGGGAGCAUGAAGGGCAGUGAGUGCCAGAAAGGCCAGUCCUGCCCCUGCUGGGAGGAGGUGGGCAAUGGUCAGGGAGAAGGUGAAGGUGAAUGGGAUGCCACAGAACACUCAGGCCCUGUGGACCUGCCCCUCACCCGAUGGAAGGGGACUAAAGAGCCUUCUCCCAGGACCCAACCUGAGAAGGGCUGGGUGGGACAGGGACACUGACUAUGGCUACUCACUGGGCCACAGGCCUAAGAGUGCAGCAGUCCAUCCCAAGCUCAGACUGACCAAGUUGGGCAGGCGCCUGAGCUGACUCUGCUGACCACAUGUCGCCUCAGAACCCACCACAGCCCAGGCUGGGAAGCCAACCUGCUCUGGCUGCCAGCCUGGUGGGGGGUGUGCUCACCUGGGUCCUUCCCAUGCCUGCCCAGGCCAUCUGCUGAACCCAGCCUUCCAACAACUGUUCCUCAAGAGCAAGGACUUCACUGCUGUUCCCCACCCUGCUACUACCUGGUGCCUGACAGAACAAGCACUCAAUAAAUGUGUACUGCUAAAAAA